Messenger RNA from Ilex paraguariensis (yerba mate), 438 nucleotides. NCBI's taxonomy places the organism in Eukaryota, Viridiplantae, Streptophyta, Magnoliopsida, Aquifoliales, Aquifoliaceae. The record is from the annotation of a GenBank genome assembly.
AUGGUGAGAAACAAUGUGGAUGAUAAGUGGACAACACACCUUCUAUCCAAACAUUUCUACUCCGAGAAGGUUUAUGAUGAUUCAUCCUCAGACCAGCCAAAAUUAAGGUGGCGUCACCGAAAUUUUUUUGCUGACAAUGGUGCUCCUCAGAGGUCACAUGUCAGUGAUUCUUCUGAUGACAAGACUGAUACAGAGAAGACUGAUACAGAGAAAAUGGAUGUGGAGCUGAAGCAAGUUUCUAGGAACCCAGGUGCUGAUGCAAUAGCAGACCCACUUGAUUGCGUUCUUGGGCUUCCAUCAGGGUUUGAGGAGAUUUGUCACCCUGUUACCUCCAGCACCUCCUCCAAAAGACAUAGUCAUCGUCAUAAACGAUCUCAUCACAAGCAUCGAAUGCGCCAUCGGGAAGUUUCUCCAAAUUCAGAAGAUACCGUGGCUUAA